Molecule: messenger RNA, 123 nt
Organism: Echinostoma caproni
Lineage: Eukaryota; Metazoa; Platyhelminthes; Trematoda; Plagiorchiida; Echinostomatidae
Source: the annotation of a GenBank genome assembly
AUAUUACUCCCUCGUGGAGAGUCGGAAGAAGCUUUACACUCGCAGGCGAGUCGGUCCACAGACGGAACCCGCCGUUACCAGGGCACCCAACAGGCGAAGGCCUCCCUACGUCCUGUGAUUUGA